CGAAUAAUUGUUUGAAACAAAGUAGUUAAUUUUUGUUCCUGAUCAUGCCAUGGGCUUUUCUUUCAUCUUGUGGAGAGUGGAGAGGAGCAAGUGGGAACCGCAAGCAUUGAGAAGUGUCCAUACCGUUCAAAGCUGUCUUGUGUGAAAAGCUGCCCCAAACGGGAUGGGGAAUUCAUGCUCAGUCGUGUAGCCAAAUUUUCGUCCUUAGAGACAACCAUCUUAGGUCAUGGCUGAAUCUGACCACCCUCUAUCUCUUCCCGGGGAUGAGACCCCCGUGAACCUUGAUGGCCUGAGGAAGAAGGAUGGUUACGCGCAGUACCGCAAAGGCCGCAAAUCCAAGUGGUGGAAUCCACUUAGGACUGUCAAAAAGAGUAACGUGGGAAGAGUGAGGGCUGAAAGAGGAACUUUGGGCUCAGGUGAUGAUCGACAGCAUAUGGCGUCAGCCGCCUCUUCAACUGGACAAAUUCUUGAACGCGAGGAACGUGAGAGGUCGCACAGUUUCACCAGUUUCAGGAGGAAAAGCAGGCGAGAGAGGAAGGAAAAAAGUCAAGACAAGGAGAAACUUCAGGGGAAAGGCAGUUCACCAAUGGAGAGUAUUGAGAAUAGCCUUGCAUCACUAGCUAAGAAAACUGGAGUUCUGCCGUUUCUCUCCAAGGAAGGGUCUAAAGCAGCUCAAAAGAGAUGGAAGAUACUUAGCAAGCACUUCUGUCCGAAAAGCUUUCUGGAAGGUGUUCCACGAUGGUCCGUGGGCUAUGCCUGCAGUCCAGAGGAGUGUGUUCGGCUAUUCCGCACGUCACAAAAUAUUACAGCCCUCAUCAAGACACUCGUGCAGGCUGAUGCCGAGUGGCUGAAGGUGUUUCUUGCAAUUGGUGGCCUGCAAGUCUUCUUUGAAUCAAUGGAAUCCUGUUUCACUCGUCCGCCUCCCAUUCCUCUUUGGCAGGGUAUAAGGCAAAUCGGCUGUUGCAGGUGUCUACGUCAGAUAAUGAACCUCCCGGAAGGCCUUGAUGCUAUCGUGGAAAGUGAAUACUGCAUAAGCAGCCUGGCUCUGGUUCUGUCAUCACCAAGUAUUGUGGUCCGGAAACAAGUGAUGGAGUUGAUGGCUUGCCUGUGUGUGUAUAGUAUGGAUGGAUAUGAUGCAUCAUUAGACAUUCUCAAAGUCCAUCAGUACUUGACAGCCAAUCCUCAUUUCUUCGACUUCCUAGUUAGCUCUCUGCACUUCUCUGAAGCGAACAGUCUCACUGUCUCCAUUCUCUUGCUCAUCAACUGCUUACUUCGGAAUGAACGCGACUUUGAGGAGCGGAUGUAUCUGCGUGAAGAAUUCUUCCAUCUUGGUCUUCUUGGUGAGCUAGAUAUACUACGGCUGUCUGAUGACCUGGACGUUGUUACCCAGGUGAAUGUGUUUGACAAGCAUCGCCAUGAGGAUGAUAUGGAGUUUGACAUGCGUGGAGCAGGCAGCCCGAAAACCCCUCAGCACCUGUUCCGCUGCAUCCUCAGCAAGGUCUCUUCAACACCUUGCAUGGCGCUGUUUCUCAACAUCAUGCAGCAUCUUGCUUCCAUUGAACGACAUGGACCUCUAUCCAAUAGCCAAUGGGUUGCUAUUGAAGCCAUGAUGAAGCCCAUAGUAGGAGCGACAACUAACUCCGAUAUUGAGGAGAGGAGCUGGUCUGUGAAGAAGUCCCUGAUGGCCACGCCGGAGGACCUGGCUCUACUGAAAGAGGUCGGUCAGACACCAGAGUGCGAACUCCCCUCUCCGGAUGUCAACCCGACUAACGCCACCGUUCUCCAUGACCGAUCCGUCUCCGCCUCGGCUGGUCCUGUCUCCGUCACCAGCGAGCCCGGUGCAUCUGUUCGUCGCUUGACCGUAUCAGGGCCGGUGAACACAUCGAGGUUGCGACAUCGCCAGAAGACCUCCACCAAGCAGGAGCGUGAGAUGCGUGAGAAGGUGAAGCAGUGCUCGGCCGAGAUCGCACUGACAAAGUUGUCCAACCUGAUCACAUGUGUUGACGGCGAUCUCCUUUCCAUUAGCAGUGCAGAGCACGACCCUGAAUCUGCCAGUGACCCAAACUCUAUUGUAGCAAGACCUCGGCGCCAUUCAUUGCAGUUAGCAGCCGAGUCACCAAGUCAGACAUUUAUCGACAGUAGCCAACGUGACCUGCACAACAUGUCUCUCCUGUCAGCGACCAGCGACACUCAACAUGUAGUGUUUAGUCCGGAACCAAAGUCAGAACAGUUCUGUGCCAGGAAUUACAUGUCCACGAGCGCAGCCGAGUCCCAUGGGUUUCCAACAGCAGCCGAAUUAACCAAUGUGCCGGUCGUGCCGACAAAAGCGGCAGCGGGCAAUAGAAAGAAAGGUGCUGGACGUACGUUGUCACACGGGAGUGGUUUAUCCCGUGGCCACCCCGCUCAUUCCGCAGACAAGAGUAUAUUGUCCCGCAUCAAGUCAUCAUUAGUGCAGGCGCAAGACUCUCUGACCAAAAUCCACAGCAAACCACCGUCUCAAGCUGCUGAUGAAGGCUCAACCCGCAUGUCAUCUUCCAUCUCGUCACAUAAUCCUCUUGCAGUGCUGAAGCGACUAUCUGGCCAUGCUAUCACAGCUUAUAAAGUCUCACCAUCCUCGUCCAGUACAUCCGUAUCGAGAGCAGUUCAGGAUUUCCCACCGCCUCCACCGAUAUUGGGAAUGUUUCAAGCAUCGGGUAGCACCGAUUCACUCCCUCCGGCACCGCCAUGUGCCAGUAUGUUUGCUGGCUUGGGUCAGGUAGGCCCACCCGCUGCAGCAGAUGGCACUUCAAGCUCAACAGAGAAAGCAGUAAAUGGUGACAUUCUACCACCACCGCCACCACCAUCUGGCACUUCGGACAUUGUGCUGGGAGGGAUGCCACCACCGCCACCUCCAAUGGCAGCAGAUAACACCGUAGCUUUUCUCCCCCCGCCCCCACCAGAAGAUGUCAGUGCACUUCCACCAGCCCCAGAACUGGAUAGCAUGCCUCCACCACCGCCACCUCCAGCAAUGGGUGAUCCAUCACCGUCUCCUGCAAUGAGAAAUCCACCUCCUCCACCUCCACCGGAAAUGGGAGGUCCACCUCCUCCACCUCCACCAGAAAUGGAAAGAGCAGCACCACCUCCUCCAGUGAUGGGUGGUCCGCCUCCUCCUCCUCCAGGGAUGGGUGGCCCACCUCCUCCACCAGGGAUGGGUGGCCCACCUCCUCCACCAGGGAUGGGUGGCCCACCUCCUCCCCCUCCCCCAGGGAUGGGUGGCCCACCUCCUCCCCCUCCCCCAGGGAUGGGUGGUCCUCCCCCUCCCCCAGGGAUGGGUGGUCCUCCUCCUCCACCAGGAAUGGGGGGCUUUGGUAGCAAAGCUGCUGGAUUGUUUGGUAAGGGAGGUGCAGCAGCAGUGGCAACACCAGGAUCCAACCUCAAGCCGUCUCAAAAGCUUCGCAAGGUCAACUGGAGUAAACUGCCGGCAAAUAAGCUUUACGCUGAUCGGGCCGUCAGUGUGUGGAAGAAUCCCAACGAUCUGAUGCUCAACUUUGAUGCUAAAGCUCUGGAGGAGCUUUUUGCAGCCAAGGUUGUAGCGAAGAAGAAGCCAGCAGCAAAGUCUGACGAGAAGAAGUCAGAUUCCGGCAAGGUGUCUUUGGUCGAUGGCAAAAGUUCUCUCAACGUCAAUGUGUUCCUGAAACAGUUCAAGGGGUAUUCUAUCCCUGAUAUCAUGUCGUGGAUUCAUGACGUCGAUACCGAUAAAAUGGACCUCGACCAAGUCAAGGCACUCGUAAAGCUCAUUCCAGAUGACAGUUUGUACGAAGCAAUUGCUGCAUACAGCGGUAGUUAUGAGAAUCUGGGCCCUGCAGAACGAUUCUAUGCCAAGAUGCGCAAGAUUUCACAUGUGCCGUUCCGUAUGGACAUGAUGCUGCUACAGCUUGAGUUUCACGAGACUGUGGAGGAUAUCCGGCCGGGUGUUUUCACGCUGAGUGCUGCCUGUGAAGAACUGCUCAAGUCGCGGGCACUUCAACAGCUCCUUGUCUUUAUUCUGACCAUUGGAAACUUCCUCAACCACGGUACCUUUGCAGCAAAUGCAGCCGGCUUUAAAAUUGACUCCCUGGCCAAGCUGGACGACACGAAAUCCAACAAAGCCCGUGUGACCCUGAUGCAUUACAUCGCCGAGAGUAUCACGAAGGAGCACGCUCAUCUUCUGAAAGUCAAUGAUGAGUUGAAGAACCUGCCGGAUGCAUCCAAAUUAUCCCUUGACUUCCUCUCCUCCAAAGUGACAGCCAUAGACAGCAAGAUCAAGUCCGUGGCAGCCAACAAAGCUACGAAGAAGUUCCCCAAAGAGCUGAGGGAUCGAGUGAAACCCUUCCUGGAUCGGGCAGACAUGACACUGGAGUGUUUGAAGACACCGCUUAGGGACAUCGACAUAAAGGCCAACGCAAUCCGUGACUACUUUGCCGAGGAUCCCACGACUUUCAAGCUGGAAACUUUCAUGGUCAACAUUCAGAUGUUCAUCAAAAGAUUGAAUGAUGCUGUCAAGGAGAACAAGGAGCGCAAGAUCCUGGAAGAGAAACUACGGAAGCGCGAGCUACAGGCUGCUCUGAAGAAGAAAAUAGACGAGCGGCCCAACGUGGAAGGCGACGACCCAAAGAGGACACGCAAUGGAGCACUGAAAAGAUCACCCAGCACUGACAGUGCAGGGCAGCCCAGAUCCAAGAUUGUAGACCAGAUGUUGGAGUGCAUGAAGGGAGGCGACUUUGGUAGCAAAGCUCCCACGUAGAACUUAGUCAUAGAGGCUCGUGCUGUGCUCAAGUGUUGCUGUGUUCUAGAAGCAUGACAAUAUUAACAAACUGCCAGCUGGCUUUACACUGCUGGUCCAGGUUGAAUAGUGCUAUGCCAUGACAUCAUCAUGAUGUCAUGGCAGUGAUCGUCUGCAUCACUCCGACCAUUACCUGACACUGGUCAUGAUGUGUGACAUGAUGUAGCAACUGUGCAUCACUACUGCUCACCGGUUGCCUUCCCACAAGGACUGCUGCUAGCGCCCUGUUGGCAUCUACUCCGGCCGGCCAGCUGAUGAUACAUACACCUCGACGGUGUUGAAUGUGUCCGCUGCUCCCGUCUUGAUCUUGGCGUCCACGCCUGAAUUCUGUCAUGGCACCGGUCUUGGAGCACCUGUGCUGCGGCGCAGUGCUCCGCGCAGGUGAGCUUGUCAUUUCCCACGGGUGUGGGUGUGUGUGUGUGUUUUCAACCGCUCAGUGUGCAUUUCGUACGUGCUUGUGUGCGUCUACCUAGUCAAGAUUUUCCAAUCUCCACCAGUUGCUAACGCCCGUGCACCCGCAUGCACACACCAUUCGUUUUAUUUUAUUUGGUAGGCUUUUUUAAUUUAAAUAUUUAACGUUUUAAAAAAUAGUCUAACAUUGUGUGGCAAGGUUUGGCUGGUUCAACGCUGCCCCGUGUAUGCAGUGGCUGGUGUGCAAUGGAGCAUUCUUAUCCAAUUUCUAUCAUGUUUUGUGUUUUGUGUUUUGUGUGAGCACUCCCCUGUGCACAUGGUCAAUCUCGGCUUGGCGCUUAUGCCUACGCAGCCAGGUGUAUGUAGACCCCCCAGGUGCCUGUCUUGUCCUGCUGACCUGCUGGUAAAUGCUGUAUUGCUGUAGUUGUGUUGUGGUGCCCAUUCCACGUGUGUCAGUUGGUGUGUGCACCCCGUGCAGCAUUUAUAGCACCCAGCUGUACUUCCACUGAUAUAUUUUAUUUUACUUUUUAGUUCCACUCGUGCUCAGCAGAUUUUCAGAUUAUCUCUCAACUCUAGCUUUUUAUUAUCUGCAUCCAUUGCAUGGCGUUUUUCCUGGUUUCAAUAUUUGUUUUACUUUAUCUCACAAGGUGCAACAACAAAAAGGUAAACAUUGUUUCAUUUGGUUUGCUUUUUAUCCUUGAACAUGCACCCACCACAUAGCUUUUUAUGAUUUUUUUAAACUCACCAAUACACAGCACUCUUCCUGUCUUUUGUUACAUGUAUAUACCCAUCAUGUGAAUUUAAUUUUCCGUCCAAACCCUUUUCUAA
Messenger RNA from Sycon ciliatum, 6040 nucleotides. RefSeq lists its product as uncharacterized. Lineage: Eukaryota; Metazoa; Porifera; Calcarea; Leucosolenida; Sycettidae. The record is from RefSeq and is a predicted model, not a curated record. Gene Ontology annotation, biological process: actin cytoskeleton organization. Gene Ontology annotation, molecular function: actin binding; small GTPase binding. Bases 227 to 4762 code for a protein of 1511 amino acids. The transcript is spliced from 17 exons.